AUGAAAACCGAUAUUCGUGAGUUUGCAGACCGACAGGGCGCGAGUGGCCCCAACGCCGACGAUCUCGAACUGGAUGCAUUGAUUGUGGGUGCCGGGUUUAGCGGCAUCUACUAUCUGCACGAGCUUCGCAAGCUAGGCCUCAAAGCUGUCAUCUAUGAGGCCGGCCAUGAUAUCGGCGGCACUUGGCGUUGGAACUGCUACCCUGGUGCGAGGGUUGACUCGGAAAUCCCCGAAUACCAGUUCUCGAUCCCCGAAACUUGGAAAGAAUGGACCUGGUCCACGAACUAUCCGGCGUACGAUGAGAUUCGUGCCUACUUUGAUCACGUAGAGCGCGUGCUUGACAUAAAAAAGGACUGUUCUUUUGGCACGUUUGUCAAUGGGGCAAACUUUGACACGCCUUCGGGACGAUGGCAGAUCACUACCACUGACGGUCGAAGGGCCUCAGCAAGGUACCUGAUUGUCAGCACCGGGUUCGCUGCCAAGCGACAUAUUCCUGACUGGCCGGGAAUUGAGUCUUUCCGAGGAGUUAUACAUCAUUCAUCUUUCUGGCCAGAAGAAGGUGUGGACUUGAAGGGCAAGCGUGUUGGCGUGAUUGGAACAGGUGCAUCUGGCGUUCAGCUUACCCAGACUCUCGGGCCCGUUGUUGGCUCGCUCAAGGUCUUCCAGCGAACUCCAAAUCUGGCUGUUCCUAUGCGACGAAGGGACUUGACUGCCGAGGAACAGGAGCAACUAAAGCCCGUCUACCCGGAGCUGUUCUCAUUACGCGAAAAGGCUUUCGGGGGGUUCCUAUACACAUUCAGCGAGCGAGGUACAUUUGAAGACAACGAGAAAGAGCAAGAAGCAUUUCUUGAGCGGCUAUGGGAACUUGGUGGCUUCCGACUAUGGGUUGCCAAUUACAAAGAUAGUCUACAUGAUCCCAAAGCUAAUCGUGUAGUCUAUGACUUCUGGGCCAAGAAAGUACGCCAGCGGAUUGAUGACCCCGUUACCCGAGAUCUCCUCGCGCCUCUCGCGCCUCUACAUCCAUGGGGCGUGAAACGACCCAGUCUGGAGGUUGAUUACUUUGAGCAGUUCAAUCGACCCACGGUCGAGCUUGUUGACAUCCGAAACAACGCUAUAGAGCGUAUCACCGAGACCGGUCUUCAACUUGCUGACGGCACGCACUAUGAACUUGACGCAAUCUGUAUUGCCACUGGUUUCGACGUAUCUACCGGCGCUCUGGUGAACAUGGGUCUCCGCAGUAUCGAAGGGACAGCGCUCAAAGACGAAUGGGCUGCAUCAGUCCACACGUACCUUGGCAUGACCAUUAGUGGCUACCCGAACCUCUUUACGACAUACGGGCCCCAUGCCCCGACAGCUGUGAGUAAUGGACCUACAUGCAUCGAAGUACAGGGACGGUGGGUCAUCGACGCGAUCAAGCAGAUGGAGCGUCGUGGCAUCAAGUCAAUCAAUGCAACCAAAGCUGCUGCGCAUGCGUGGAAGCAUCGCAUCGAAACUUUGUCGAACGCGACGCUAUUCCCAACCACAAGGUCAACGUACAUGGGCGGAACAUUCCCCGGGAAACCUUUCGAGCAGCUGAACUGGAUAGCCGGGAUUCCAGCUUAUCAUGCGGAGAUACGCCCGGUUUUGCCGGCAUUUAAAGGUUUCACCGUGCAGAUGAAGUAG
Molecule: messenger RNA, 1662 nt
Organism: Aspergillus melleus
Lineage: Eukaryota; Fungi; Ascomycota; Eurotiomycetes; Eurotiales; Aspergillaceae
Product: flavin-containing monooxygenase
Exons: 1
Coding region: 1-1662 (553 amino acids)
Molecular function (GO): NADP binding; flavin adenine dinucleotide binding; N,N-dimethylaniline monooxygenase activity
Source: RefSeq, a predicted model, not a curated record